CCCGGCGGUGCCUGCGGGAGUGAGAAUAAAGACAGAUAGCGGGGCAGGCACCAGCCGGGAGCGGAGGAAAAGCGCAAAAAGUUUCCUGCGAAGUUCGCGGGCGGCGGCAGCGAUGCCCGUGCUGCGCGGUGCGCUGGGCGGGCUCCGCUCGCCUUAGGGAGGGGAGGCGAGAGCCAGGCGGGGGCUGCGCGGGCGGCGGGGAGUCCCGAGCCCGGCAGCGAGCCCGUCCUCUCCGCGGCUGGGCCCGGCGGGAGCCGGCAGCGAGGAGACAACAUCCCGGACGGAGACGGAGAAGCGCAGCUGGCCGGAGCGGAGGGAGGGGGCGCAGGCACCGCGGCGACACGCACUGCCGGCAGAGCCUGGGGGAAAGAUGAGCUUGCUGUCAGCCAUAGACACCAGCGCCGCUUCUGUCUACCAGCCCGCCCAGCUCCUCAACUGGGUCUAUCUGUCGCUGCAAGACACGCACCAGGCCAGCGCCUUCGAUGCCUUCCGCCCCGAGCCCUCCUCGUCCCAGCACCCCGACCUCAGCUACACCAAGAGCACCCCGGAGCUGGGCUCCUCGCUCAGCUCCAGCUAUCUCAACAGCUUCUUCCAGCUCCAGCGGAGCGAGGCUCUGAGCAGCAGUCUGUAUAAGAGUGCAUCUCCUUAUGGCUCUCUUAAUAACAUAGUGGAUGGGUUAAGCUCCCUCACUGAGCAUUUUUCUGACCUAUCCCUUUCUUCAGAAGCCAGAAAACCCAGCAAGAGACCACCUCCUAAUUACCUGUGCCAUCUCUGCUUUAACAAGGGACACUACAUCAAAGACUGCCCACAGGCUCGUCCAAAAGGAGAAGGUCUGACCCCAUACCAGGGCAAGAAACGUUGUUUUGGUGAAUACAAGUGUCCCAAAUGCAAGAGAAAAUGGAUGAGUGGAAACUCAUGGGCUAACAUGGGACAAGAAUGUAUCAAGUGCCACAUCAAUGUUUAUCCUCACAAACAGAGACCCCUGGAAAAGCCGGAUGGCCUGGAUGUUUCAGAUCAGAGCAAAGAACAUCCCCAGCACCUGUGUGAGAAGUGCAAAGUUUUGGGCUACUACUGCCGUCGCGUGCAAUAAACCUUCGAAGUGGCCUCUUCCCGUCCCCAUCAUCCUUCAAGAUCCUCUGGCAGCGUACAACGAACAGCAACACACCAGAAAAGAAAUCACGACAAAAGCUAAAAUAAUUGCCAAUAUUGCCUAUCUUUAACCUAAUAAUAUGCCUUACCAUUAGUAGAAUGUAACAUUUCUCCUGUGCAUGCACACACAUGCAACAGGUAUUUACAGGACUAUCGUGUAUUUGUAUACAUACAUAUAUAUAUAUAUAUAUAUAUAACUUGCAUAUAUAUAUAUGUACACACACACACACACGUAAACAGUGUUACUGACAGUGUUCACAACAGAGCCACUGUUGCAAGUUCUGUUGAUUGUUUACACAGUUCCUGUAUCAAGGCCAGGUGAAACCAAGUGCUAUUCAUCAGGCAAGAUGCUAUAUUCACAAGGAGUGUAUGUUAUAAAUGGCUUUUGCAGAGGUUAAAUAACUGUGGGGACACUAAUUGCAAGUACUCACUCACAUCAAGAACGCUAUUCCUGUUAUAUGACAAGACUGAGGAAGAUUAAACAAGCCACAGCGUAAAAGAUGGAACAUUAUUGUUUUCCCAGAUUUAGAAAGUCUGAGAGUUCUGUGCUGCUGCUUUCUUGGAUGUUUUCUCUUUGUUAAUGUAACUUGGGCAGGGGCUUAGGCAAAAUCAUUUUUGCAGGAUGUGUCAAAAAAAAAAGUGAAUAAUUGUUAGAGGGUGAGGUUUGUGUAGGAAGGGAAUGCCUUAACGGGACACAGAGCACCAGGGAGGAUUCCAAGAAGCUUUUUGGGGGAGAUGGAAUUGGCUUGCUUGCGCUACUAACAGAUCCUUCUCUUGUCAUAUAAUUCCUCUAAAUGGUCCCUUUAUGUUUAUGUGCUAUUCAUUAGGCCACAAGGACACUAAAUUUACUGUGAAUAAUGGGGGAUGAGAAAGCAUAAAAUUAUCCUCCAAACCCUUAAUUGAAAGAUUAGCCAGACUUACUAUUUAUAAUAGUUUUAAAGCCACUUUCUGGAAAUAUUUUUAUGUCCUGUUUUCUACUGUAGGAAUUUAUUAUUAAUGUAAAACUCUUUAGCCAUAGGGGUGUUAUGAGGCAUGAAGAACAUCCAUCUACAUAACUUCCCUCUUUUCUGUCUUCCUGAAACACCAAUAUACCUUAGGAGAAAUGUAAGCAUUGUAUUUAGUUGUCCCAUUUCAGGUAGAACUUUGUGCAGGGACAUCCUGUUGCAAAGAAAUAUCAGGGAUUGGGGAAUAUCAUGAACUGAAAGUACCUCGAGAUAGUAUCUUGUUUAUAUGUCUCUUUAAGAAUACAUUGGCAAAAGGACACACAAGCAAUUCAUUUGCAUUAUUCACUUAAAAACUAUUUUUAAAAAAUUAACAGGGAUAAUUUUUUAAGAAACAGCAAUUUCUAUUUUUGCAAAGUUUCCUUUAGAAAGCUUGAUUUGUAUGAAUGGUAUUUAGUGGAAUUACUUUAAAUCCUAAGUAACUUGAUGUAAAUUAAAUCUGUUUUAAAGAUUAAUUCCAUAAUGCUAAUCCAGAGGGGUUUUACGCCAAGUUAUGCUGGAAUAUUACCAGUAUGUACAGUCAAAUUCUUGUACAGCAAACUGAAAACGUACAGUGAGCAUUCUCAUAUGACAUGUGAGCCUCUUCCCAAAUUUGCUCCAGGGUGAAACUUUUGCCCUUUCUCUGCUUUGCUAUAAACAGGGCAGAAUUGUUUCUGUUUAUUCCGGGGGCAGCGAACGUCGCGUACGUAUCUCACAAACUUCAUUAUUUAUGGGUAGCCCAAGUGAUAGAGCCAACAGGUGAGAGCAAUGGAUAAACAUUGGGACUUGUCGCUUCUGUCCAAGAUUUUUCCAUUAGCUCACUGAUUUUGCGCAAGUCACAAAAUCCUUUUGGGCCUCAGUUUCCCCAACUGCAAAAUGGGGAUAAUAAUACUUUAGCAUACCUACCUCACAGGGGUGUUGUGAGGCUUACUUAAUAUCUUUAGAUGCUUUGACAUCAUUGGAUGAAAAGUGCUAUCUAAUGCUAAAAUAUUAACUACAGUAAUCACUUUAAAACUGAUUUUGCCCAGUAGGCAAUUUCAUCAGCUAAAAUGAACCUAAUAUAAAAACUUAACACUAAUAACAGAUUCAGUUUUCUCAAAAUACGCGAUUUUAGCGUUUUCAAGUGGGAAUGUAUUCUUUUGCACAGACUCAAAAAUUUAACUUAGAGACAGAUUUUUUAAAUAAAAAGACUUAAUCUGCCCAUACAAAUAAGAGUAAGAAAAUACACAGGCAAAUCUAGGAGUGGAUUUUCAAAGCUUGAGCUCUAGUGUUAAUCUGAGUCUUUUUUUUCCAAGCAUGAGACAUACUGAAGCAAUGAACACAAGAGCGCUGCAUACUAAACCAGAUGUAUUUUUUUGUUCUUCUUGAGCACUUAGUAGCACACGAACAAAACUCGCCUUGACACAUCAUAUUCAGCCAAAGGACAAAUAAAGAAAUCCUAUUAGAUAAAAACCAGGAGAAAAAUUUAUUUUCCCUCUGAAACUAAGAUGUUGCUACCAACCAUUCUUUCUGUUUUGAAAUAGUUUCAGACUUUCGAUAACCACUAAAUGAAAAAAAAAAUCAGUAAAAUAGCUCAUCCCCUGGUAUAGCUACAUCAGUAUACAACAUAUCACAAGAUUUUAAACAACAAAGACCAACUAAAAGACACCAUAACAUGCAAUUAUUGCUAUUUUCAUGACAGUACCGUCUUAAAAAUCAUUUAUCCACAUUCAGCACUGCAUGGUGAUGCCUUUAACUUACGGAUUUUUAGGUUGUAAUUUAAAAUAAGGUUCCUAAAACUAUACCUGGUUACCUUUAACACAAUUAACAUGUAUAGGUUAAUAAUAAUUUUUAGAAGCAUACUUAUGAAGGUUCAAUAUUUAUAUCAUGGUAUUUUCCUAGGCAGUAGACAGAUGAAAUUUUUAAGUGAUGUUCAGCAUUAAGCUGAAUAUUGGAAUACUGAGGAAGAAAACAAACUUUCCUGGACACUUACAUUGGGGAAAAGCGGAUAAAGAACAAAACGCGCGGGAAAGCAAGAAGCCAUCGCUUCUCCUGCCCCACUCGGAGGCCCCGAAGCCCCUCCGGGGCCGGGCGGGCCGCGGGGACGCGCCGCAGCCCCGCGAGCGGGAAUGAGCGCGGAGGGAGCCCCGGGGCUCGCGUCACGCUCGCCCUCGGCGCGCGGGGAGAACAAGUCGGGAUGAACAGCACGCGGCCGCCUGUGAUCGUUGGCUUUUAGCUGAGGACACAGAGUGGAAAUUCCUGAUUUUUGGUUUCACAAACCUGGGUUUUGACUAGAAAAACAUAAGCUUCUCUCUUUUUGUUUUCUAAGUUAAUUCACCUAUGAACUAUUUUUUCCAAAACAACAAAAGAUUACUCCAAAGUUCAGAUUUUGAAUGGGAAGAGGAUGAGUGCUUUUCCUCUCUGAUUUUAUGGAUACCUUCUGAUCUUCUCUGUAACCAGCUCUACAUUUAGAUCGUCAACUAGUGUUCCUAGUUUUUUUUUUUUUUUUUUUUUUUUUUUUUUAACAGUCUUAUCAGAAGCAAAGCAGGUAGUGGUGAGAAGAGUUUUAAAUCAACACAAGUCUCCCUAAACUUGGUAUUCUCAGAGUGGUACCUGAGGCAAAUUUGACUCCCCGCGCAUACUUAACAAACUUAGUUUUAGAUCCCAUGAGACACUUCUUGUUGUCUGCGUACAAAUCCAUCCAGCUCACAACACUGUUUUCCCAUUGGAGAUUUUUUUUUAAUUUUUAUUUCUUCUUUGGAAAAAAUCCCCAUUUGUUUCUUCCAUCAGUCAGAACAUUUUAUGCAGAAUUUGUCUUCGGCACUGGCACUGUUCUGGAGAAAAGGAUCAGUGAUCUGAAAUAAGUAGCGAAGGUCUUUAGCUGUUUUGACUUGAUGCAACUCCAAUGAAGUUGUUACAACUGCUUCAUUUAAUAGUGAUGAAGAAAAAAUCCUGUAGAUUAAAGCAUGGCCCUGUUUUAGCCAGUUUCUAGUGCUGCUACCACAGACAGAAAAUGAUGCCACACAAGCAAAGUUUGAGACUUUUUUGUCUCAAGGUUGCUUUUUAAUUUCAGAGAAAUACACAAGGGUAUAUAUUAUUUCUAAAAAUAAGUGUAUUUUAAAGUUCCCCAUUAUAUGGGACUUAGUUUGUAAACUAAAAAUGUGAAGUUAUGUAUGUCUUAGAGAAAUAUUCUCUAUAUUUUACCUUUUUGUAUAACACAAAAUUUAGAUUAAACCUGGGUUUGCAUACUUGUGAAGUUCUAGCCAUUAAUCCAAAAGUAAAACUACUUGACACAUUAAAAGCUAAGAGUUUUUGGAAACGUUAGCAUUUAUAGAUUAGUUCUCUAUGUCCUGCAGGCACGUAGAGUAUCUUUUUUCUAGUAUGCAUCCAAAGAGCGAGCCACUGAAUAGCAUGCAAUAAUUCAAAAAACACAUGUUGAUGAUUUAACUGAAUUGACAUAAAUUUUCCACUUGCCUCUGCCAACGUUUCAAAAUGUAGUGGAACUAUCCCCGUACAAAAAUCAUUCUUUAAGAUAUCACUCCACUCCUGAUUGGGCUUCAAUACGUAUCUGUUUCCUAUCUGCAAAACCACUGCUGUCCAUUAAUGUUGCUAUAUUGCUGGAGUGCUCAGAGGGCUGAUUGAGAUCUUAGAUAUAGGGAUGAUGGUUUGUGUUUCUAGGAUGUAUUUCAAAGGGACAAUCGUGUGCAGUUACUAGAUAUAGAUGAUUGAUAUAAAUGUUUACCCCUGUAUGAAGUAUUUUACAGUUUUACUUGCAGAUGUGUAUUUAUCUUGAGUUAUACUUGACAUAGAGUUCCUUUCAAUUUUUUUUUAAUACUAUGUGUGUAUUUUGGAAACCUUUUUAGAUGUUAAAAUUUUUGAAUGGUUACAAAUAUUUCUUGUAAUACUGAAUUGUUAUCUUGUCUGGAAACUCUUUGCAGUAACUUUUUUGUAUAUAUUUGAGGGCCUUUUUUAAAAAAAGUAUUGUUUGGUAUUGGGGGAAAAGUUUUUACAACUUGGAAGCUUUCAAAAGGGCCUUCCUCUCAACUAGGAUACUAACAGAGGUAAGAGUUUUCUUAAGUAUUUUGCAAAACUAAGGAUGUAUCCUCAAGAAAAUAUUUAUGGAAGUAAUUUACUUUUUUGUUUUUAGGUUUUUGUUUUGUUUUGGUUUUUUUUACAAUGCUUUUGUCUGUAUAAAGUAUGCAACAGAACUACAUUAAGGAGGAAAUAUUGUCUACAUAAAAUAUUAUAUGAAAGUUGGUACAUAAUUCUGACAAAAAAAACCCUUGCAAUUCUUUAAGCCAUAUGUUUUUUGUUAUCCUUGGAUGAAAAUAUCAGUAUUAAGUAACCAAUAUAUUAUUCAAGUGCUUAGACUUAUAUGAAAAUGUUUAUACGGUUUAUUUAUGUGUAUUUGGGGAAGGAUUGCUAGAAAAAGCUAUCACUAGACAUAGAGCAAGUGAGGAGCAAAUACCAGUAUACUGUCACUUUAUGACCUCGUGAGAGAUGCGGAAGUUGCUGAAAGCACAGCAGAGACUCAGCUUUCAGAAUUUCUGAAGCACAAGUGUUCAGUUUCAGGUGGUCGUUUUUGUCCUUUUUCGUGACGAGAAGGGAAGAGUCGGUUGGGAUGCUGUUUGACAACCUGACUUUCACAACCGCUUCAGACUGUGAGCUCAGCUACACAGUUCCAGCUACAGCAAUAAUGUCAAUCAAAGGAUGUAACAGAGAAGGAUUGAAGUAGCUUCUUGUAGGGAUUUAUUUUUAUUUUAAUUUAGAAUUCAUAGCAAUAUAGAAUAUGCAUGUGCACGUAUUUGACGCAUUUUUACACUUUACAUUUCAUGUAGUUUGAUUAUUUUAUGAAGGAUUGGGUUUUUAGUUUGAUAUUUUACCAUGCUAAAGUGGGAGGUCUGCCCAACCCUGUACUGGAUUCUUGUUUCCUUUAAAAGGUUAUUUAGUACAGCAGUCACAGCAUUGUGUACUAGUGCUAAAACUAACACUGUAUCUUAUGAAUUUCUUCAGCUUUAAAAAAAUUAACCUAUUAUUACUACAUUUGUUUAGCUGUACCCACUGACCUUGGCAGUUUCAGUUGGUGACCUGUAUAAUUUCAUUUUCUGUAACUGUUAAUAAACUUGUACAGCUAGAACAAACAAACAAAACCUAUGGACAAAGGCCUCAGAGGUGCCAGUUCUGCUGCAGCAAUCGAGAUGACAACGUGCUUACCUGGUGACUACAUUGCUAAGGAGGCUGUGAAACCUCUGUUGUGGAUUGUCCAUAAAAUGGCAUUCCGACAUGUGCCUUAUUUGCUGGAUAGUAUACAGCUUUCCUCUAGUAUUAUAGCAUUUUAAUGCUGUAUUAAAAUACUGCAAAAAACA
Messenger RNA from Rhea pennata, 7474 nucleotides. RefSeq names its product zinc finger CCHC-type containing 24 (gene ZCCHC24). The record is from RefSeq and is a predicted model, not a curated record. NCBI's taxonomy places the organism in Eukaryota, Metazoa, Chordata, Aves, Rheiformes, Rheidae. The coding region runs from base 371 to 1090 and encodes 239 amino acids. The transcript is spliced from 4 exons. Gene Ontology annotation, molecular function: zinc ion binding; nucleic acid binding.